Molecule: messenger RNA, 3328 nt
Organism: Ectocarpus sp. CCAP 1310/34
Lineage: Eukaryota; Phaeophyceae; Ectocarpales; Ectocarpaceae
Source: the annotation of a GenBank genome assembly
CUGCUGUCGGCGAAGUGAGCACCGAGCCAUGCCGUGGAUUUGUGGGGAGACGGAGUGCAAGAAGCAGCCCUACUACGGGGAGCCCGGGCAGAAGAAGCCCAAGUAUUGCUUCCUCCACAAGAAGCCCGGCCAAAUCGACGUCCGCAACAAGAGGUGUGAAGUGCCCAACUGCGAGAUUCGGCCUCACUACGGGUACGACGGAGAGGCGCCUCGGUUUUGCGCGCAGCACCGUGCGGAGGGCAUGCACAACCUACGCAGUCGCCGUUGCCAGAGCGAGGGCUGCGUGAGGUACGCCUCCUGCGGGCAUGCUGGAAACCCGCCCGUGUUCUGCGGCGCGCACAAGACCAUCGGCAUGGUCAACCUAAUCGGACGCCGCUGCGCUGUUGAUUCGUGCGAGACGUACGCGAGCUACGGCGUCACCGGAGAGAAGGCGAGAUACUGCGCAAAGCACAAGGGCAACAACAUGGUCAACCUCACCGUGAAGCACUGCGAGUUCUCCGGCUGCGUAACCCAGCCCAGCUUCAACUACGCGGGCCAGAGGAAGGCCAGGUUCUGCGCGAGGCAUCGCCUGGAGCACAUGGUGGACGUGCUCGACCGUCACUGUGCCCAGCACGGGUGCGAUCGCCAGCCCAUCUACGGCCAGGCCGGGGAGAAGGAGGGCCGCCCGAUGUGGUGCCCCGACCACCGCCCGCCGGGGAGCUUCGACGUCAAGACCUCCCGCUGCCAGGAGCCCUCCUGCCUCAAGCACCCCAGGCACGACACUCGCUCGACAAAAGCACAUCGGCAGAUAGUUUCGGCGAGAGUGCAAUGGGACCGCAUCCGCAGGCGUUGCCGGCUCCACAAGCUCGACGACAUGGUGGACGUCAAAAGCCCUCGCUGCGAGAUGGCCGGCUGCCGGAAGCAACCCUGCUGCGGCUUCCCGGGACUUAAGCCGCGCUUCUGCUCGGAGCAUAAGCAAGACGGCAUGCUCAACCUCAAGGUACCGUACAGACGUUGCUUAAAUACCACCACCCCGCCCUCCCCGGUGUUUGCCAUCGGGGUUGGAUUUUCGUCGCUCGCUUGGCAACGACGGUGUAAAACAAGCCCCCCCCUCGGUGUUUGCCAUCGGGGGAUUGGGUUUUCGUCGCCUGCCAACGACGUUGUAAAACAAGCCAAUUCACUUCGUGAACUCGGCAAUCAGACUCGCGCCUUUAGGUGCAAGUACAGGGGAGUCGCGGGACUCGGCAUUGCGGACGACCCGAUGAUGCCUCUUCCCGCGGGCAAGACCCAGCCGUGCAACCGGGCGUGCCGUUACGCCUACCCUGGGGAGGAGGCGGUGUACUGCCAGAAGCACAAGCUUAACGGGAUGGUGGACGUCAUCAACCCCUCCUGCAAGGCGCACAUGGCUGUGGGGAUGAAGCCAAUCGCGGCGCAAAAGCCGACGGGGUUACAUUGGAACGCCGAACUGCGGCGGCAGGCAACCGCCAACGCCCGCGAGCGCAACAAGAUGGAGGCGGAGAUGGAGGCUGGCUCUGCUCGGUGCACCCCGCUCCCGCCCAAGGCGGGGACCCCCGAGGAGAAGAGGAUGCGGCAGGAGUCGGCAGCGGCCGCAGCGAUCGAGGCGGCGGCAGCAAGCUCUCGCGGCCCCGAAGCCGCGGCGGCCAAUAUGGCGCUCAACUCCCGGGAGAUGCUGUCCGCCAGUACGUACCCCAUCGUUCCCCCCUUCACCACCAACGAGGAAAUGGCGGCCCCCCCCGGGAUGUCCAUCACCUCCGCCGAGCUCGCGCUGGCCUUCUCCGGUCUCCCGGAGGACGACAUGCACUCCGCCGCCGCCGCCGCGCACGCGGCGCACGCCGCGGCCGCCGCAGCCGCCGCAGCCGCCGCAGUCGGCGCCCCGGGCUUCUCGCCCCCGCUCCCCGCCCUGCCUGGCAUCGGAACGGAGCACCUCGGGCGAGCCGCUGCGCUGCCUGCGGCGGCUGCGCCGGCAGCCGGAACCCCGGACUCCGGCCCGGCGAAGAAGAGGCGCCGCGGAUCGGACGGCAGCGCCACCCCUACCUCCGGCCCCGGCGUGGACGCGUACGAAGCUUCGUCGGUAGCGGCUGCGAUGGCGGCGGCGGCAUCGGCGGCGGCUGCUGCGGCUCCGGCCUCGACCGUGCAGUUCGCGGACCAGGCCGCCUACCACGCGGCGCUGAGCUCCGAGAUGAUGGCGGGCUUGAUGCCCUCGAUGAUGCAACCGAUCGGUGAGCUGCCGCCUCCACCGCCGCAGCCAGCGGCGGCACCUCAAGACGAUGGGGCGGCGGCGCAGCCGCCGCCGCCGCUGUCUUCGGCUGACGCUCUGGUGCACGGGUUCGUGCCGGUGCCCAUGGUGUCGACGGCGCCGGCGCCGAUGGACACCUCCGGGCCGCCACCGCCGAUGAUGUCCGCGGGACCCCCCCCUGCCGCUUCUGCUUCUCCCCCCGCGGGUGCGGAGGCCAUGCUUUCUUCGCCCGAGGCCUUCGUGAUGGCGGGCGCGGUCGUGCCGGCGAUCGGGAGCAAGUGCGCUGUCGCGGAUUGCGCGGCACCGGCUACUUUCGGGCACCCUGGACCAGGCCACGUCCCGACGCAUUGCUUGACCCAUUGCGAGGAGGGCAUGCACAGGCUAGCGGCCGACGCGGACAGAGUUGCUCCCCUCCCGCUGGUUGCGCCGCCCGAAAACGGCACAAGCAGCGUCCCCGCCGCUGGGCCAGUAGAGGCAGCAGCAGCAGCAGCAGCAGCAGCAGCGGAGGCGGAGGCGGCGGUGGCGGUGGCGGCAGCAGCGGCAGAGGCUGCAGAGGCUGCAGAGGCUGCAGAGGCUGCGGCGGCGGCUGCGACGGCUCCCGUGGCGUCGCUUGAGGCUGCUGCCACCGCCGAGCCCCCACCUGUUCCGAUGAAGGUGGAAGAGACGGGGAAGGUCAAGAAGAACAAGAAGAAGGCGCCAGCCGCCGGCGAGGGCAUCAUGCUCUUGGCAGGCGCGGUCGCCAGCCACACCGACCACAAUGACGACGAUGACGACGACGACGACGAAGAGGAAGAGGAAGCGGAGGAGGAACAGGCUCCACCCGAUGCCGCCGCCUCCACUGCCGCCGCAGCUGCAGCCGCAGCCGCAACCGCGACAGCAGCACCACAACCAACAGCACCAGAACCAGCAGCGGCUCCCGCCCCCCCGGCGGUGCCCGCCUCGUGAGGGUCUCCCCUGACAGCCUUGUGUGCGGUAUGGUACACGAGUCGUUCCGGGGAUGUGCGGGAUUGGCGCAAAGAGUGCUGCUCUUCGAGGGCGGACUGGCCGACCGAGGUAUCGACGUUUUGUGUCGGUACGGUGGCGGCGGCGGCG